Messenger RNA from Hevea brasiliensis (rubber tree), 2640 nucleotides. RefSeq lists its product as uncharacterized. The coding region runs from base 520 to 2508 and encodes 662 amino acids. The record is from RefSeq and is a predicted model, not a curated record. Gene Ontology annotation, biological process: cell surface receptor signaling pathway. Gene Ontology annotation, molecular function: protein binding. NCBI's taxonomy places the organism in Eukaryota, Viridiplantae, Streptophyta, Magnoliopsida, Malpighiales, Euphorbiaceae. The transcript has a single exon.
UGAGAGCCAAUCUUGUGGACCUGGAGGACUGCUGAGACAGACAGACAGCUCGGUAAAGUUAAAGCGGCAGCAAGUUCCUGUGUAAGAACUAAGGAAAACCCAACAAGCCGAACCAAUAACAGAGGUAAAUACUCGUUUGACCUUGUAAAAGCCGUCCACUCCACCACUAUGGAAGCAGCAGACUCUUCUUUCGCUCCUUUGAAAAAUUAUUAAUUCAAAACUCUGCAGCUCAUGAUAUCCCCAAAAUAAUUAACCCAAACUCCCAUGCCAGUAACCACUUCAAACAAUCCUCACAUCUCUAGCUUCCCUUUUCAUCUAACAUCUCCAUAAAUCAAGCCGUUAACGCCUCUUUUUGCUUUUUUUCUGGUUUUUAUUUGAUUCCUUCUCUACCUCUCUUUCUUGACCUGAUCUUUGUCAAAACCGCCUCUUUUUGAAGAUUUGUGUUCUGUGUUUUUGAUAUUAAGUCUUUUAUCUGAGAAGAUUUCUGGGUUUUGUGUUGGUCCGCCGUGAGGUUAAUCCAUGGCGGACUUGGUGAAGCAAAUCUUGACAAAGCCUAUCCAAUUAGCUGACCAAAUAAUCAAAGCUGCUGAUGAAGCCAGUGCUUUCAAACAAGACUGCGCUGAACUCAAAUCCAAGACUGAAAAGCUCGCCGCUUUACUCCGGCAAGCCGCUCGAGCCAGCUCCGACCUGUACGAGCGGCCUACGCGCCGGAUCAUUGACGACACAGAGCAAGUCCUUGACAAGGCUCUGGCCCUGGUGCAAAAAUGCCGAGCUAACGGCCUCAUGAAACGCGUUUUCAUUAUAAUCCCGACAGCCGCGUUUCGUAAAAUGUCGUCUCAGUUGGAAAAUUCGAUCGGUGAUGUGUCGUGGCUUUUGCGUGUAUCGGCGUCGGCUGAUGAUCGUGAUGACGAGUAUUUGGGAUUGCCUCCGAUUGCUGCUAACGAGCCAAUUCUUUGUCUUAUAUGGGAACAAAUUGCGAUUCUCUAUACUGGGUCACUGGAUGAUAGAUCCGAUGCCGCGGCUUCGCUGGUUUCGCUGGCAAGAGACAACGAUCGGUACGGGAAGCUGAUUAUUGAAGAGGGAGGAAUUCCGCCUCUGCUGAAAUUGGUCAAAGAAGGGAAGAUGGAAGGCCAAGAGAACGCCGCAAGAGCGAUUGGUCUACUGGGUCGUGACCGGGAGAGUGUCGAAUACAUGAUCCACGCAGGUGUUUGUAUUGUAUUUGCGAAAAUACUCAAAGAAGGUCCUAUGAAAGUUCAGGCAGUAGUGGCUUGGGCUGUUUCUGAGCUCGCAGCGAAUUAUCCCACAUGCCAAGAUCUUUUUGCGCAGCACAAUAUCAUUCGGUUGCUAGUUGGUCAUCUUGCAUUUGAGACGGUUCAAGAGCAUAGUAAGUAUGCCAUUACUAGUCACAAAGCCACUUCGAUCCAUGCGGUUCUGAUGGCUAGUAAUAGUUCGCCUACUGCUCAUAAUGUGAUAAAUCCAACAGUUGAUGAUGAUCCGUGUCGAAUUCCUCAUCCUAUGGGUAAUCAGACUCCAAAUCAGUUGCACAAUGUGGUCACCAAUACUAUGGCUUUGAACACAGCCUCCAAGCCGCCACAGCAACGAGCUGGUUGUAGUAGUAAUGGAGCCAGUCAAACCAACAUUUCCAAGAUCAAUAGCAAUGGAAACAACAGUAUGAAGCAAAAUCAUCAGCCUCACCAUCAACAGAGUCCUUCGCUUUCUGGGGUUAACAUUAAGGGCAGGGAGCUUGAAGACCCUGCCACUAAGGCUAACAUGAAAGCAAUGGCAGCUAGAGCACUUUGGCAUCUUGCCAAGGGAAAUUCUCCUAUUUGCCGCAUCAUAACUGAAUCAAGAGCACUCUUGUGCUUUGCAGCUCUAUUGGAGAAGGGAGCUGAAGAUGUUCAAUUCAAUUCCGCCAUGGCAUUGAUGGAGAUCACUGCAGUAGCAGAGAAAGAUGCUGAUUUGAGAAGAUCAGCAUUCAAGCCUAAUUCGCCUGCAUGCAAAGCUGUUAUUGAUCAGUUGCUGAAAAUCAUCGAAAAAGCUGAUUCUAACCUCCUUAUACCAUGCAUCAAGGCUAUAGGGAAUCUAGCAAGGACAUUUCGAGCAACAGAAACCAGAAUGAUUGCCCCAUUGGUUAAUCUUCUAGACGAGAGAGAAGAUGAGGUUUCCAGGGAGGCUUCAAUUGCUCUCACUAAGUUUGCUUGCACAGAAAACUAUCUCCACCUUGAUCAUUCCAAGGCAAUCAUACAAGCUGGAGGGGAAAAACACCUAAUCCAGCUUGUCUAUUUCGGUGACCAAGUAGUUCAACUCUCCGCUUUGUAUCUCCUAAGCUGCAUUGCUAUGCACGUUCCAGACAGCGAGGAGCUUGCAAAGGCUAAGGUGCUUACAGUGCUAGAAUGGGCAUCCAAGCAAUCGUUUGUGAGUCAAGAUGAAAUAAUUGAAGCAUUGCUAGAAGACGCCAAAAGCAAAUUGGAGCUUUAUCAGUCCAGAGGUUCAAGGGGAUUCCAUUGAUUUCUAUCAAUAGUAUAUAGUCUUUUAUAAUUUUCUUGUUUAUUUUUUGUAGCAGUGUCAUACUAAUGGAGUGUACAUACAAUUAGUUUUCUUCUUUUAUAUAAUAUGUUUCGAAGCGUUUGAUCCUUUUCA